AUGCUUUCUAACAACUUAAUAUUUUGUGUUUCUGUAAUCCUAGCAAUAUCUGUAGUUAUACUUCUAGCUACCAUUUCACCAUUACCUCAUAGAAAAUCCUCUUCAAGACUAGCUUUAUCUUUAUACAUUCAAAAACCACAAACCACAACUGUGCCAAAUACACACAAUGUGGCACCACAAGAUGCCGGCGCGUUAAUUUUUCAUCGUGUUUUAACUGAAGGGCCCAAGAAUACUUCACGCGUCAUUGGCAAAGCUCAAGGCUUCAUUAUCCCGGUUGAACAAUUUGCACGCUCGGGGUUCAACAUUAUUUAUCUUACUUUUGAUACACAUGAAUACGCGGGUAGUGUUAGUAUUCAAGCCAAAAACUUAGGAAAUGAGCGGAAAGAUGAACUAACUGUUGUUGGGGGUACGGGCUCUUUUGCUUUCGUACGUGGAAGAGCUGUUUUGACACAAAAUGAUGAUCACGAUACUGAUCUUGUUGUACCACAUCAUAUUAAACUGCAUUUGAAGUAUCCUAAUCGGUCUAAAAUGAUACAAGGAUGA
Erigeron canadensis is the source of this 543-nucleotide messenger RNA. RefSeq names its product dirigent protein 11. The transcript has a single exon. The coding region runs from base 1 to 543 and encodes 180 amino acids. NCBI's taxonomy places the organism in Eukaryota, Viridiplantae, Streptophyta, Magnoliopsida, Asterales, Asteraceae. The record is from RefSeq and is a predicted model, not a curated record.